Messenger RNA from Spea bombifrons (plains spadefoot toad), 1215 nucleotides. RefSeq names its product butyrophilin-like protein 10. The transcript is spliced from 5 exons. The record is from RefSeq and is a predicted model, not a curated record. NCBI's taxonomy places the organism in Eukaryota, Metazoa, Chordata, Amphibia, Anura, Pelobatidae. Bases 145 to 927 code for a protein of 260 amino acids.
UGCAUUUUCUAUAAGGUUCCCUGGGAAAAGGCGACUUACUGUCCCGUCAACAUCUUUUUGUACAGAAAACCCUCUUUUAGAGAGUUACAGGAACGCGUUUCGUGGUAAUCGCACGGCUUUAAGGAGACGCACUGGUGCCGGAGGAUGGCGCGGCUCCUCGUACUUCUGGCCGUCACACUCCUUCUCUAUCACACAGGAUGUGAAUACGUGAUCCCCCCAGCACGAUACGAGGAGGUGCGAGUGCCCCGCUUUGGAAAUGCCACCCUGCCCUGCCAGUUCUCCUUCAUCGACGGGACGGACGACCUGGGUUUCAGCUGGUUGAGGGAGGACAUCAUCGAGGAGAUAGAAGUAGAAGACAUCUAUGCUUAUAUCCAGCAGACGUUUGAGUACAAGGAGCCACAGGUCGUGUACAGUUACCACGGCAACCGCGUGGAACUGGAGGAGCUGAGCUACACCUACCAGGAUCGUGUGGAGGUUGACACGUCCGAGAUCAGCGAUGGGGACCUGACUCUGUAUCUGUACAACGUGGAUUAUCAGGAUGAAGCCUUGUAUACGUGCAAAGCCUUCAGCCCCAACGGCAAAGGCGAGAUCAAACUGAAGCUAAUGAUACAAGAGGAAGAGGAGCCGCCCAUCACUUUUGACACAGUAGACAACGUGACAGUCGCUCGUUGUACUUCUGCUGCUUGGUACAAAGUCCCCAUUGUGAAGUGGCUGAACCGGCGUGAGCAGGACGUGACGGAGAACUCCACCACGAUGGUGCUGGAGCAGAUGCAAGACGGGAGACACCGGGUGUCCUCAACGCUGACUGGAGUCAAAACCUACGAGAUCUAUCGCUGCCUCAUCCGAGAUGCAAAAAAGGCUCGUCGUGCGCGGACUAUCCACAGGAAGCUGAAAAAAGGGGUGCUGAGGGAAUAUGGAGAGUUUUGAGAUGUUUGGCGCCCCUGGUUAUCCCUGCCGGGCGUUGCUUCUUCGUUCGCUUUUUCUCGGACCUGCCAACGUUGGAGAACAAGCUAGAGCAGUACUGAGCGUGCCGCCACAUUAUGCUUUCCAGCAUAAUAAAAAAAGUGCUAGCGAGAAGGCCCUAGUCUAAGCGUUAGAGUCUGUGUCAUAUUUAACUGAUGGUUAUUAAUAAUUUAUUAGAAUGUGAUUAGAAAUGCAAUAUUUUCUUAUGUUUCUGUAUAAUCCUUCAGAUAAAUGAACUCAUGGUGUUUACAG